CGAGGAAAGGAAAUGGGAAAAACCAACUCGAAUGUAUUAAGACGAGGAGAGAGAGAGAGAGAGAGAGAGAGAGAGAGAGAGAGAGAUAGAGGGGCCAAGGUGUGAGCCAGUGUAACGGAGAGAUCUCGCUGUGGUUGUCGAUCACAAUACCUCUUUGGGCGACCCCUCUCUUCUAUGCCGGAGAUCUCUCCCCGUCCACGAAUCGACGGCUGAGAUCCGUUGCCCUCUUCUCUUUACAAAUUCGAGAUCUAAGAUCCGAGGUGAGCACUCUUUCCCCUCAUUUCCCCUCCUACCUCCCUCCCAGAUCCGAGCUCCUACACGGGCCCUAACCCUAACCCUAAACCUAAUGCCGCCGAUUCCUCCACCAUCGGUUUCGAUCUCGUGAGCUUCUUCUCGUCGCUAGGGUUUUGAAGGUAUACGGUGGAUCGAGAGUGACGAAUCGAGGAGGAAGAAGCAGAGAUGCUGACCAAAUUCGAGACGAAGAGCAAUCGGGUGAAGGGCCUCAGCUUCCACAGCAAACGCCCAUGGAUCCUUACGAGUCUCCACAGUGGCGUGAUCCAGCUAUGGGACUAUCGGAUGGGCACACUCAUCGAUCGCUUCGACGAGCACGAUGGUCCCGUUCGUGGCGUCCACUUUCACAAGUCGCAGCCCCUCUUCGUCUCCGGAGGAGAUGAUUACAAGAUUAAGGUUUGGAAUUAUAAGACACACCGGUGCCUAUUUACCCUUCUUGGGCACCUCGAUUAUAUCCGUACCGUUCAAUUCCAUGACGAAUACCCAUGGAUCGUUAGUGCCAGUGAUGAUCAGACUAUCAGGAUCUGGAACUGGCAAUCACGUACCUGUAUCUCAGUGCUGACUGGGCACAACCACUAUGUCAUGUGUGCCUCUUUCCAUCCAAAGGAGGAUUUAGUUGUAUCAGCGUCUCUUGAUCAGACGGUCCGUGUCUGGGAUAUUGGAGCACUAAGAAAGAAGACUGUGUCCCCGGCCGAUGACAUGUUGCGACUGAGCCAGAUGAACACAGAUCUGUUUGGGGGAGUCGAUGCCGUUGUCAAGUACGUUCUAGAGGGCCAUGAUCGUGGAGUCAACUGGGCAUCGUUUCAUCCUAGCUUGCCGCUUAUUGUUUCCGGGGCAGACGAUCGCCAAGUGAAGAUAUGGCGGAUGAAUGAUACGAAGGCUUGGGAAGUGGAUACCUUGAGGGGGCACAUGAAUAAUGUAUCUUGUGUAAUGUUCCAUGCAAAGCAAGAUAUUAUCGUUUCCAACUCUGAGGAUAAAAGCAUUCGCAUAUGGGAUGCUACAAAGCGCACGGGAAUCCAGACUUUUCGGCGGGAGCAUGAUCGCUUCUGGAUCCUUGCCGCCCACCCAGAGAUGAACCUUCUAGCAGCUGGCCAUGAUAGUGGCAUGAUCGUCUUCAAGUUGGAAAGAGAACGCCCUUCUUUUUCUGUAAGUGGGGAUACGAUGUACUAUGUGAAAGACCGGUUCUUGCGGUUCUAUGAGUUCUCAUCCCAAAAGGAUAACCAGGUGGUUUCGAUACGAAGGCCGGGGUCUAUGAGCUUAAAUCAAGGACCCAGGACACUGUCCUAUAGCCCUACGGAGAAUGCUGUGUUGAUCUGCUCUGAUGUUGAUGGUGGAUCAUAUGAACUUUAUAUCAUUCCUAAAGAGUCUGUAGGAAGGAGUGAUUAUAUGCAGGAUGCAAAGAAGGGAGCUGGGGGUUCAGCUGUUUUCGUAGCCCGCAAUAGGUUUGCAGUCCUUGAUAAGAGCAGCAAUCAAGCUCUAGUGAAGAACCUUAAGAAUGAGAUUGUGAAGAAAGGUACUCUUCCUGUUGCUACUGAUGCAAUAUUUUAUGCUGGGACAGGGAACUUGUUGUGCAAAGCUGAGGAUAGGGUGGUUAUAUUUGAUCUUCAGCAGCGAAUUGUUCUUGGUGAACUUCAAACACCUUCUGUUAAGUAUAUAGUUUGGUCUAGUGACAUGGAAUCUGUUGCUCUUCUAAGCAAACAUGCUAUAGUUAUUGCUAAUAAGAAGCUUGUCCAUCGUUGCACGCUGCACGAGACUAUCCGUGUGAAAAGUGGUGCUUGGGAUGAGAAUGGCGUCUUCAUUUAUACAACCUUGAACCAUAUCAAGUACUGCCUUCCUAAUGGGGACAGUGGGAUUAUAAAAACUCUUGAUGUUCCUGUUUACAUAACCAAGGUUUCUGGGAGCAAUAUCUAUUGCUUGGAUCGGGAAGGGAAGAACAGGGUCAUAUCAAUUGAUGCUUCUGAGUACAUUUUCAAGCUUGCACUUUUCCGGAAAAGAUAUGAUCACGUAAUGAGUAUGAUCAAGAACUCACAGUUAUGCGGACAGGCUGUAAUAUCUUAUCUGCAACAGAAAGGAUUUCCCGAAGUUGCUCUCCAUUUCGUGAAAGAUGAACGGACCCGAUUUAAUCUGGCUUUAGAAAGUGGUAAUAUCCAGAUUGCUGUUGCUUCUGCAAAGGAGAUAGAUGAGAAAGACCACUGGUAUAGGUUGGGCAUCGAGGCCCUUCGUCAGGGGAACACCAGCAUCGUGGAAUAUGCAUACCAGAGGACGAAGAACUUUGAAAGGCUGUCUUUUCUCUAUCUUGUGACAGGAAACAUAGAAAAGCUGUCCAAAAUGCUAAGGAUAGCUGAGAUUAAGAACGACAUAAUGGGCCAAUUCCAUAAUGCCAUGUAUCUAGGUGACAUUAGGGAACGUGUCAAGAUCUUGGAGAAUGCUGGCCACUUGCCUCUUGCAUAUGUCACGGCUGCCACUCAUGGACUGACGGAAAUCAGUGAGAGGCUUGCGGCUGAAUUGGGAGAUAAAGUCCCCUCUCUUCCUGAAGGGAAAGCCCGUUCUCUUCUGAUGCCCCCUGCGCCUUUGACAAGCAGUGGGGAUUGGCCAUUAUUAAGGGUGAUGCGGGGCGUUUUUGAAGGCGGACUUGAUGUUAUAGGGAGAGCAGAGGAAGAGGAGGAAGAAGAAGGUGCUGGUGCUGACUGGGGUGAGGAGGAACUGGAUAUUGUCGAUGUUGAACGUGUGAUUCAGAAUGGUGACAUAACAGCAGAAGAUGACGAGGCUGAGCAAAAUGAAGAGAAUGAGGAGGAAGGAGGGUGGGACCUCGAAGAUCUGGAGUUACCACCUGAAAUAGACACGCCGAAGGCUUCAAGUAAUGUUCGUUCUUUAUUUGUUGCUCCUUCGCCGGGCAUGCCAGUGAGCCAAAUCUGGAUCAAUAAAUCCUCCCUUGCUGGGGAGCAUGCUGCAUCUGGCAACUUUGACACAGCUAUGCGCCUACUCAACCGGCAGUUGGGCAUCAAAAACUUUGCCCCGUUGAAGCCCUUGUUUAUGGAUCUCCACAUGGGCAGUCACACGUAUCUGCGAGCUUUUGCAAUGGCUUCAGUUAUAUCCAUCGCAGUAGAGAAGGGAUGGAGCGAGUCCGCUAGCCCUAACGUGAGAAACCCGCCAGCGCUGGUCUUCAAGUUCUCGCAGAUGGACGAGAAGCUGAAGGCAGCUUACCGGGCCACGACUGAGGGGAAGUUCCCAGAGGCUUUACGGCUGUUUCUUAACAUAUUGCAUAUUAUUCCACUCAUUGUGGUGGAUUCCAGAAGGGAAGUUGAUGAAGUGAAGGAGCUAAUCGAGAUAGCAAGAGAGUACGUGCUUGGCUUGAAAAUGGAAGUGAAAAGGAAGGAGCUUAAAGAUGAUCUAGUUCGGCAGCAAGAGUUGGCAGCUUAUUUUGCUAACAGUAAGCUUCAGAAGAUCCACAUGAGACUAGUGCUCACAAGUGCCAUGACCAUCUGCUUCAAGGGAGGAAACUAUGCCACUGCGGCUCAUUUUGCCAGGAUGCUUCUGGAAGGUAGCCCAAAUGAGGCCCAAGCGAAGAAGGCUAGACAGGUGCUUCAGGCUUGCGGUGAUAGGAAGGAUGCUAAUCAGUUGAAUUAUGAUUAUAGGAAUCCGUUUGUUGUUUGUGGGGCUACCUUUGUUCCUAUAUACCGUGGCCAGAAGGAUGUUUCCUGCCCUUACUGUGCUUCUCGGUUUGUGCCAUCCAUUGCAGGGCAGCUUUGUAGUGUAUGUGAGCUUGCAGUGGUGGGGGCAGAUGCAUCAGGUCUUCUUUGUUUUGCUGCACAGACAAGAUAAGUGGCGAAAGCUGCAGGUGAUAGUUGGUUGGCCUGCGCUGGACUGAGAUCUACUAAGGCAUUGAAUGCAGCCAACUACUGGAUUGGUCCAGUUCAGUUGGUAGGUUGUUGAACGAGAUAUGCGCCGAAGGGUUACAAAGUUGGUAUGAAUCUUUGUCUUUGAGGGAACCCGUAUUUUAAAACUCCCAGAACACCACAAAAAACUUGAUGUAUCUUUUACUUAUUCGGUUGCCUAUUCUUUUUUUCCCGAAAUAAAAGUAAUAUCAGUGAUGGUUACUUGACUCUGCCAAGAGUCCUUUCCAUGUUCACGCGUCACUCUGAUUCCCAGAUAUUUAUUUGGUUCAGCAGAUUUGAUUAAUCAGCUGGUGUUAAUCCAAAUGGCCAAUACUAUUUUUGGGUA
Ananas comosus (pineapple) is the source of this 4512-nucleotide messenger RNA. Its product is annotated as coatomer subunit alpha-1. The transcript is spliced from 4 exons. The record is from RefSeq and is a predicted model, not a curated record. Gene Ontology annotation, cellular component: COPI vesicle coat. NCBI's taxonomy places the organism in Eukaryota, Viridiplantae, Streptophyta, Magnoliopsida, Poales, Bromeliaceae. Gene Ontology annotation, molecular function: protein binding; structural molecule activity. The coding region runs from base 460 to 4113 and encodes 1217 amino acids. Gene Ontology annotation, biological process: intra-Golgi vesicle-mediated transport; intracellular protein transport; endoplasmic reticulum to Golgi vesicle-mediated transport.